GAACUGCAGCUGUAUAAGCGAGUCGUUAUACAUCACCGUAUGUAGUCGGGCGGGCUUGGGCAGUGUAGCGGCAGGUGGAAGGAGCAGUCCAGAGCAGCUCCGAAGUCAUGUCAGCAGUGCGAGCCGCGCGCGGACCCCGUCGCCCAACUAAUUGCAAGGUUAUACUAACAUACUCACCUGGAUGCGAACGAGGGGAGGGGCGUGGGCCCAGUCGCGGCGCCUGGCCGCCAAGUUCAGAGCACUGGGUGCGCGGCCCGCCUCGGACGCCUCACUGGGCGGGGCGGCGGGCGAGGGGGGCCAGCAGCAGCAGCAGCAGCAGGCGGGAGCAGGAGGGGAGGCGGGCGCGGGCGGCGGCGGCAAAGAGCGCGUCGGGCCGCAACGGUGUGCAAUGUCCGUGUCACCCGGCCGCCGGAGACGAGCAGCCCCCGCCGCCGCGCCGCCGCCGCCGCCGCACCCGCUGCCGCCGCCACCCACUGCCCCGCUGCCCGGCGGCAGCCCCGCAUCCCCCACCCGCAACGCACCGCGCCGGCUCCCCACACCGCCUCGCACCGGCACCGCACCCACGGGCGGCGGCGGCCGGGGCGCGGCUCAUUCGGGGAGUGCCGCCGCCAGUAGCACCAGCUGCAAGGCAGCAGCUGCUGCAGCUGGCGGCGGCGGCACCAGCAUCCCAAGCUCGGCGGGAAACCCUCCUCGCCACGCGGCGCCGGAGCCUGCAGAUCCAAGCCGCACGGGAGGCGGUGGCGGCGGCAGUGCAGGGGGUGCUACAGACGGCGGCAAGGCAGGAGACGCACAUGCUCCUGAGCCGCCGGCCGCUGCGGGCGCCGCAGCGGGCGGGGAGGUGCCGGGGCCAGGGCCCGGCCGCGCCACAGAGCUUGCGGCAACAACACGUGGCGCAGGUGGGUCCGCAGCGGAAGCAGAGAAGCGUGUGGCAGCUCGAAGAGCGGCGGCGGGGGCGGCGGCGACUGGUGGCGGCGGCGGCGUUUCUGCUGCUGCUGCUGUUGUUGGCGGCGGCAAUCGGCGGUCUCGGGCGUCGGCUCGCCCGCGCCGCUCAUCAGACCCUGGAGGAGGUGGGGGAGGUGGAGGCGGUAGUGGUGCCACGGCGCUGGCGGCGGCGGCGGCAUCCAGUCGGCGGGCGCACAUCAACAAGCAGAACGGGCGGGCGCAGGCGCGGCAGCUGAGGCAGCAGGUGAAGGCGGAGGAGGCGCGGGCGAGCAGGCAGAUGAAGGGGGGGACCGCGGCGGCUGCAGCGGCGGCGGCAGCUGCCGGGGCGGAGGCAAUAGCAGGGGGGGCAGUGGUAGUGCCGGGAGGAGGCAGGGCUGUGCACGCGGGGACGGAAGCAACAGCUGGGGCUGGAGUGGGCGAGGCUGCAGCAGACAAGGCCGAGGUGGCGGGGGAGGAGGGCGAGGAGGACGAGGAGGAGAGCGAGAGCGAGGAGGAAGACUACCUGAGUGACGGCAGUGAGGCGGCCGGCAGCAGCGACAGCAGGGCGCUGUAGCAUUGGAGCCUUCGGACCCUGGAUUGCAUUCUUGCAAGCGGGCUGGGUGGCGCUGGUGAGCAUGCCAAUGCCUAUGAAGCGGGUGGAAGGGGUGAUGUGGGCGGGACUGUGCAAGUGAUUCGGGUUCCGCAAUCUGCACGGACGACACACGGCAGCCGUAGCUGUGGGGUACCGCACAUUGGCUGCCAGCAUACUCUGCGGUUGCUGUUGUAGACUAAGGCGCCCAGAAAGCGUGCGGGCGGGCCCCCGCUGGUGACACGGAGGCUGUGGGGAUUGGCCUGGCCCGGAGCGGCAGUAGCAGAUUGUGGUGGUAUGUCAAGGUUGCAAUCUGCUAAUUCAG
Messenger RNA from Chlamydomonas reinhardtii, 1835 nucleotides. RefSeq lists its product as uncharacterized. The transcript has 3 exons. The record is from RefSeq and is a predicted model, not a curated record. Bases 182 to 1495 code for a protein of 437 amino acids. NCBI's taxonomy places the organism in Eukaryota, Viridiplantae, Chlorophyta, Chlorophyceae, Chlamydomonadales, Chlamydomonadaceae.